Messenger RNA from Nicotiana tabacum (common tobacco), 552 nucleotides. The record is from RefSeq and is a predicted model, not a curated record. NCBI's taxonomy places the organism in Eukaryota, Viridiplantae, Streptophyta, Magnoliopsida, Solanales, Solanaceae.
AUGGAACUACUCAAAGACUAUGAUUGUUCUAUUUUGUAUCAUCCUGGAAAAGCCAAUGUGGUGGUUGAUGCAUUGAGCAAAAAAUCUAUGGAGAGUUUGGCAUAUAUAGCUCCCCCAAAGAAACUUUUGGCCAGGGAUAUUCAGAGACUAGAAGAUACAGGUAUCAGAUUUAGUAUCAGAAAUUUAGAGGCAUUGUUGGCUUGUGCUCAGGCCAAGACUUUAUUAGUUGAGCGCAUUAAGGCCACCCAAUAUAAGGAUGAACGAUUAUGCAAAUACAGAGAUGAGGCCUUAACUAGUAAAAGCAAGGAUAUGAUUGUUGAAAGUGAUGGUGUUCUUCGAAUAGGUGACAAGCUAUGUGUAGCAGACGUAGAUGGGUUAAGACAUGUUAUUCUUGAAGAAGCACACAACUCUAAAUACACUAUACAUCCUGAAUCCACAAAAAUGUACCAUUACCUAAAGCAAUAUUAUUGGUGGGAAAGUAUGAAGAAAGAUAUUGCUAACUUUGUUUCUAGUUGUUUGACGUGUCAGCAUAUCAAAGUUGAGCAUCAGUGA